AUGCCACCCAAACACAUCGCAAUAGUCACGAGCAGUACUCGCCGCCCACGCCUCAACCCCACCAUCACGCAGUACAUCUAUGACGUCCUCAUGCAAGACCCAACGAUCCCAACAAACCACCAGCCAACAAACACAGAAACAAUUCCAGGCUCAGGAAACUUGAACGAUCCAUCCAGCUCUGCAGCACAUACAACCUAUCAAAGCAAAGCCUCCCCCCUCUACGACGAAUCCGUCAUCCCCGCAAGUCUCCCCGCAGAAAACCCAACGCCGCACUACAGCAAAAAGCACACGCGCGACUGGUCCGCAACCGUGAAGCAAUACGACGCUUUUAUCUUCGUCACGCCACAGUAUAACUGGAGUAUACCAGCCAGUCUGAAGAACGCACUUGACUACCUAUUCCAUGAGUGGAAGGGUAAACCCGCGGGCAUUGUUUCGUACGGAUCGCGUGGUGGCGGGAAAGCGGCGGAUCAUUUGCGUGGAAUUCUGACGGGGCUGAGGAUGAAUGUUGUUGGGACGGCGCCUGGAUUGCCGGUGAGAUUUACGGGGUUGCCGGUUGGUUUGCUUUCGGAGGAGGAGGAGCGGGUUGAUGUUGAUGAGAGGGAUUUGGAGGGGUGGAGGAAGGCGGGUGUUGAGGGGAUGAUGAGGAAUCUUGUUAUGGAGAUUGUUUGUGAAUUGGAUAAGGGGAGGUGA
Molecule: messenger RNA, 690 nt
Organism: Penicillium manginii
Lineage: Eukaryota; Fungi; Ascomycota; Eurotiomycetes; Eurotiales; Aspergillaceae
Product: NADPH-dependent FMN reductase
Exons: 2
Coding region: 1-690 (229 amino acids)
Cellular component (GO): cytosol
Molecular function (GO): oxidoreductase activity; FMN binding
Source: RefSeq, a predicted model, not a curated record